UUUUACGUUGUGACAGACUUCAGCAACUCCUGCAGUAGCAACCGAGGAACCACUAGUCUCAAGACAUGCGGGUGGCAGUGAUUGGAGCCGGAGUCAUCGGCCUGUCCACAGCUCAGAGCAUCUAUCAGCAGUAUCACUCCAUCGUCAGCCCACUGACCAUCGAGGUGUACGCAGACCGUUUCACUCCACUGACCACGAGUGAUGGAGCUGCCGGAUUCUGGCAGCCAUAUCUGUACGAUAAAGGCAACGUCCAGGAGACAGAAUGGAAUAAAGAGACAUUUGACUACUUGCUGAGCUUUCUCAGUUCACCAGAUUCCAUACAAAUGGGUAUAUUCCUUCAGUCUGGCUACAACCUCUGCAGUGAACCAUCCCCAGAUCCUUCAUUUAAAGAUUCUGUCCUGGGCUUCAGACACCUCACAGCACGAGAGCUGCAGAUGUUCCCUGGAUACAAUUAUGGGUGGUUCAACACUGCUCUCAUGGUGGAAGGUAAAACAUACUUACCUUGGCUGAUGGAUUGGUUGCAACAAAGGGGUGUGAAAUUUUAUCAGCGGAAAAUAGAGUCCUUCAAGGAGCUGGCAGAAACUGGGGCAGACGUGAUAAUAAACUGCACUGGGAUAAGAUCAGGUGAUCUUCAGCCGGACCCUGACCUCAAACCAGGCCGGGGUCAGAUAAUAAAGGUGGAUGCUCCAUGGAUGAAGCAUUGGAUUCUUACACACAAUUUUUCAAAAGGAGUUUACAAUUCACCAUACAUCAUUCCAGGGAGUCGCCUUGUGACAGUUGGCGGGAUUUUCCAGUUAGGAAACUGGAGUGAACAGAACAACUCCAUCGAUCAUAAAAAUAUCUGGGAAGGCGCUUGCAAGCUCGAGCCAAGUCUCAAGCAUGCCAGGAUAGUGGAGGACUGGUCCGGCCUCAGGCCUGUUCGCAGCAAAGUGCGACUGGAGAGGGAGACCAUACAGUCUGGUGCAGCUCCAAUAGAGGUGAUACACAACUACGGCCACGGAGGUUUCGGACUCACCAUUCACCGAGGCUGCGCCCAGCAGGCGGCGAGGCUCUUCGGUCAGAUUGUGGAACAGAAAGGCAAAGGUCCAAAAGCUCGCUUGUAAAUUUUUAUCCGACAGUAGUGAAUGUUGCUUUUCUUAUUUUAAUGUCAGUGCCUUGUAUCCCAUACUGCACAAACUGUUCUUGUCUAAUAACUAACAUUCAAAUCAAACAGAUAGUUGGUAUUAUAUAUAUCUUAGGGAUAAUUACAUCACUUUGAAAUAAUCUAGUGUUUGUGACUUGUAUGCCACUAUAAAGAGGAAACACUCCUGUCACUGUACUCAUUCAUUAUUGAUUAACACAUUGUUCAUUUAUAUGUAACCAUACUCAAAUCUGAGGAGGUUUCAGUCAUUUAAAUA
Messenger RNA from Centropristis striata (black sea bass), 1397 nucleotides. Its product is annotated as D-amino-acid oxidase-like. The record is from RefSeq and is a predicted model, not a curated record. NCBI's taxonomy places the organism in Eukaryota, Metazoa, Chordata, Actinopteri, Perciformes, Serranidae. Bases 66 to 1103 code for a protein of 345 amino acids. Gene Ontology annotation, molecular function: FAD binding; D-amino-acid oxidase activity. The transcript has 11 exons.